AUGGAGCAGAAUCAUGAGGAGUGUCGACUGGUGGGGCUGUCGGCGACACUGCCGAAUUAUCAGGACGUGGGCACGUUCCUGAGGGUGAAACCGAAGAAUUUGUUCCAUUUCGAUAACAGUUACAGACCGGUGCCGUUGGAACAGCAGUAUAUUGGUAUAACGGAGAAGAAGGCGCUGAAGAGAUUUCAAGCGAUGAACGAGGUGGUAUAUGAUAAGGUGAUGGAGCAUGCGGGCAAGAGUCAGGUGUUGAUAUUCGUCCAUUCACGAAAGGAGACGGCCAAGACAGCGAAGGCGAUUCGAGAUGCGUGUUUGGAGAAGGAUACGUUGAGUGCGUUCAUGAGGGAGGGGAGUGCCAGUACUGAGAUUUUGAGGAGUGAGGCUUCGCAGGUAGCGAAUGCGGAUUUGAGAGAUCUAAUACCGUACGGAUUCGCGAUCCAUCAUGCCGGAAUGACGAGGGUGGAUAGGACACUGGUGGAGGACUUAUUUGCCGAUAGACAUCUGCAGGUGUUGGUAUCGACGGCCACACUGGCCUGGGGAGUGAAUCUACCAGCUCAUACGGUAAUAAUCAAAGGGACGCAGAUUUAUAGUCCUGAACUGGGGAGGUGGACGGAGCUGGGGGCAUUGGACGUGAUGCAGCUGCCAAUCGAGAGUCAGAUGAUCUCGAAGCUAGCUGAUAUGCUGAAUGCAGAGAUAGUGUUGGGCACGAUAAAUAACGUGUCGGAUGCGAUGAACUGGAUGGGGUAUACGUAUCUGUAUGUGAGGAUGAUUAAGGCACCGGGAUUGUAUGGGAUAUCGGGGGAUAUGGUGGUGGGUUAUUAUUAUUUAUUAUUAUUGUUAUUUAGUAAUAUUAAUUAA
Molecule: messenger RNA, 855 nt
Organism: Anisakis simplex (herring worm)
Lineage: Eukaryota; Metazoa; Nematoda; Chromadorea; Rhabditida; Anisakidae
Source: the annotation of a GenBank genome assembly